UGGAAAACCAACUUAGCAAGCGCACGCCAACCGGGGAAACUGGUCCAUCUUCGCGGAAAAUAGAUCCGAGAACCAGCCAGGAAACAUAGUGACGAUGCCACCCCCGUCGAGGCGCCUUCUGAUCUUCCAGGAGGCGCGUAAUCCGCAAAGUCCAUCCGAGAUUGUGUAUCUUCCCGUCAAUAAACUGGGGCUACCGAUUUGCGGUGAUGGUCCGGAAAUGCCUUCCAUGUUGGAGCUGCCGUUGCGCAUCCUGAAAGCGUUUACGGAUAUUUUCAAUCAGCCGAAGUAUAAGGGGUGGGCGUUGGUAGGUGCUGGGCCGUACCACGAUACUUCUGUAGAAGGGAAGUAUUAUGCUGUGGUGCUCGAGCAGGUUCAGGAGGUCACGGCUGCCUAAUGUAUGAUGAUGAUGUAUGAUGGAUGGUAUGCUUUUUCAUGUUGUAUGAUCAUGAUGAUGUGAUGCCUUUUGCCUGUCCGCUCCUUAUUUAGUCGUUCACUCCUUCCUCCUUUUCAUGUUCUUUUUACUCUCUUCUCAUAGAUGUGGGUGGACUUGUGCUGCUUUUUGAUUCCCAUUCUUUUUGUAUUAACUGUGGCUGUAC
Messenger RNA from Aspergillus vadensis CBS 113365, 596 nucleotides. RefSeq lists its product as uncharacterized. Lineage: Eukaryota; Fungi; Ascomycota; Eurotiomycetes; Eurotiales; Aspergillaceae. The transcript is spliced from 2 exons. Bases 95 to 394 code for a protein of 99 amino acids. The record is from RefSeq and is a predicted model, not a curated record.